Molecule: messenger RNA, 1589 nt
Organism: Populus nigra (black poplar)
Lineage: Eukaryota; Viridiplantae; Streptophyta; Magnoliopsida; Malpighiales; Salicaceae
Product: two-component response regulator ARR18-like
Exons: 5
Coding region: 274-1371 (365 amino acids)
Molecular function (GO): DNA-binding transcription factor activity; DNA binding
Source: RefSeq, a predicted model, not a curated record
GCCAGCUAUAGCUGUAUAUUCUCCUUAGUCAAGGGCUAGGGUUUUUGAAUUCCUAAUUCUUGAAAAUAUUAUUGCUUAUGCUUAUCUGAUAUUAUUCCAAAAGAAUAUUAACCCCAUUUUCUCUAGUCUGAUGUAAGAAAUUAAGAUGAAACUGAAACAUCAAAAGUCAUUUUAUAAGACACCUAGACGACACUAAAAUUCCCAACUACUGUUUCUUGAUCAUUCACAUAGAAUUGAUAAGGGAAGACAGCUAGCUAAGCUAAGCUAAGAAAGAUGGAGGGAAGUGAUAGUUUUGGAGGCUCCAAGUCAAGCUAUUCUAACAAGGAAGUCGAACAAGACAAGGGUGAUGAGGAGGAGGUGGAUAAAAUUAGUUUCAAAUCCAGAAAUGAAGGGGUGAGCACAAGCAACAGCUCAGUUGAAGAAAAUGAAAUGAAGGCAGCCAGUACCGGAUCUGUACGGCAAUAUAUUCGUUCUAAGAUGCCAAGGCUCCGGUGGACGCCGGAUCUUCAUCUUUGCUUUGUUCAUGCAGUUGAAAGACUAGGAGGACAAGACAGAGCAACCCCAAAGCUUGUUCUUCAGAUGAUGAACAUCAAAGGCCUUAGCAUUGCUCAUGUCAAAAGCCAUCUUCAAAUGUACAGAAGCAAGAGGAGUGAUGAACCCAAUCAAGGCCAAGGGCUUUUUUUUGAAGGCGGGGAUCACCAAAUCUACAACCUUAGCCAGCUUCCCGUGCUACAAAAUUUCAAUCAAAGAUCUUCUUGCAAUUUAAGAUAUGGAGAUGCUUCUUGGAGAGGUCACGACCACCAGAUGUACAGCCCUUAUAAGGGAGGAACUGCUCUCAACAGAUUCAAACAUGGACUUUAUGGCUCGGUAUCUGAAAGACUAGUAAUUGGACGCAACAAUCACAAUUCACUUAAUUAUGAUUCGAGUAUCAACAUUCCUUCUUUGAAUGUACAAGCUGCAAGUAGAACUCAUCAAUUUCUUGAAGGGGUCGAGUUGUUUCAAGUAUCCCGACAGGAAGAAAGUAGACCUAGCUCAAUGGAAUCACACUUCAUAGCCAAGUUGCAAGAGAGAUCAGGAAUAGAUCAGGAAUGUUUGAACACCACUAGUUCCGCUGACAAAAAUUGGAGAACAAUUCAAGAAAUGCAAAAAGGUUCAAAGAGAAAGACUUUGGAUUCAGAUUGCAACUUGGAUUUGAAUUUGGCGCUGAAACUAUCAACUAAAGAUGACGAUGGACUUCAAAAAUGUGUAGCUGAUGGUAGUUUGUCUGUUUCGUUGUCUUCAUCUUCAUCAUCAAAGCUUGGCAGAUCGAUGGAAGGAGAUGGAAGGAGGAAGCAUGCAAGGAUGGCAAGUACUCUAGAUCUGACUUUAUGAAUGGGACAAUUUUGAGUGAGAUCUUGAAGUACUUACUUUUCCUGGACCAAUAUGCUUAAUGAUAAUAUCAUGUACCUGCAUACAAGGUAAUUUUAGUCAUUAUUUGAUCUUCUUUUGUUGGUUAUGUUGUUUUGUAUGCAGAAUCUCAAGUAGCUGUAGCCUGUAGGCUUCAGUUUGGUGUUCCCGAUGAAUAGAUGAAUAUUUUUAGCAUUACAAAA